AUGCUUUCGACACUCGCAAGAGGAGCACUUGGAGGGUCCAGACCGGGAACGCUACUAGCGCCAUUGGCGCUUCGGUUUGCUUCUCUGGCGCUGGACUUGAACUACUACCAGAUCCUUGAGCUUCCUAGGAAUGCAUCCAUUAAGGAUAUCAAGGCUCAGUUCAGGAAGCUUUCGAAGAAGUACCAUCCUGAUCUUAACUCGCAUCUUUCAGAGGAGGAAAGGGAGAAGAACAACAAGAAGUACGUGGAGAUGCUGCUGGCGUACGAUACGUUGAAGGACGUCAAGGCGAAGAGGGAGUAUGAUGCAUCGUUGGGGCUCCGGAAGUCUCCUUCGGGCUCACACUCGCCUAAUCCUAACCAUUCGGAUUGGCAGAAUAAGUAUUAUGGCGAGGCAAAGUAUUAUUCAAAGGGUAAGGCAUCGGGGAGCUACUUCUCCAAGGGCUAUAAUACCAAGAGACAUAGGGUGCAUAACUUUUACGAUGGUUCGGGCGCUGAAAACAAGAAUAGUCAAUUUAAUGGCGCCCAUAGGAACUAUGGCGAUCGGUUUAGCGUGCCACAUUUCAAUUAUAACGAGCAUUUGGCCAAGCAUUUGAAGUUUGAGCAGAGGAUCAUUGAGAAACAGUUGACGCCAGAGAACAGAGAGGCCAUUAUACGGCAGCUUCGUAGAGACGGCGACAUCUCCAAAGUCAGUGAAGAGCUCAUCACUAAGCAUCUCAUGCGCCAGGCUCACGGGAACAAUAAUCUGGGAAGAUCGGUUUCUUCCUCUUCCGCAACCGCCCUGAAUCCGUACAUGUAUCAGGGACCACAGAAUGGAGGCCAUCACGAACAACUGGCCAGCUUGGGUAUGACCACGGCACUUGUGGUUGGCGGGCUCGGCUCUAUAUAUCUACUAUACAACGCUAUAGCGUGA
Molecule: messenger RNA, 909 nt
Organism: Candidozyma haemuli
Lineage: Eukaryota; Fungi; Ascomycota; Pichiomycetes; Serinales; Metschnikowiaceae
Exons: 1
Coding region: 1-909 (302 amino acids)
Source: RefSeq, a predicted model, not a curated record